This is a messenger RNA of Leptopilina heterotoma, 2601 nucleotides long. RefSeq lists its product as uncharacterized. The record is from RefSeq and is a predicted model, not a curated record. The transcript has a single exon. NCBI's taxonomy places the organism in Eukaryota, Metazoa, Arthropoda, Insecta, Hymenoptera, Figitidae. Gene Ontology annotation, molecular function: DNA helicase activity. Gene Ontology annotation, biological process: DNA repair; telomere maintenance. The coding region runs from base 1 to 2601 and encodes 866 amino acids.
AUGCCAAAAUAUGGCCAGCUUUUCAUACUUGAUGCUAAUGAAGCGACAAAUCAUCGACUUAAUAUGAAUUCUAAUUUAAAUGCAGAAGUUAUUCAAGCAAUUGGGAAUGUAAUGAGACAGCAUAAUUUAUUUGUUCAUUCUUAUCAAAUGAUGAAAGAAGAAUUGGAGGCCAUGACAAUAGUAAAUGGCGGUAAGGAACCUGAAUUAGAAUUAUUAUUCACACUAAAAAAGGGACAAGAUAAAAGACGUUUCAAUUUUCAAAGAGUUAACGAAGUUGCAGCAAUUUUUUCAACUACAGCAGAUGGUGAAAUUCCAGAGUCAUAUGUUACAGUACGUAAUAAGAAUACCAAAAAUUUGCAAUACGUUAGCUCUAUGGACGCAAAUGUUGAACCUUGGACAUAUCCAUUAUUUUAUCCUUAUGGGAAUAGAGGUUGGCAUGAUGGUCUUAAAAUGGUUGGCAGUACACGCAGAGUUACUAGAAAUGCUUACAUAAAACACUUAAUAGCUAUUCGACAAUACCCGAAUUACAUUUUAAUGGGACGCCGCUUAUUUCAGCAGUGGAUAGUAGAUCAUUAUGUUAAAACAGAGAAAGAUAAAAUGACUUUCUUAAAAAACAAUCAAAAACAGUUACGUGCUGAUUCGUAUGAAGAACUUUUACAACAUUUAGACAAUUGUUCAGAAAAUACAAACAACCGCAUUGGAAAAGUUGUUAUUCUUCCAUCUACGUACACAGGAUCACCAAGAUAUAUGCAACAGAACUAUCAAGAUGCAAUGGCUAUAGUACGAAAAUUUGGCAAACCUGAUUUGUUUAUUACAAUGACUGAAAUUGUUGAUAAAUUUAUUUCAGCUGAAAUUCCAGAUCCUACUGAAAAUUCUAGAUUACAUAAAAUCGUCGAGGCUAAUAUGAUUCAUGGUCCUUGUGGAGAUUGGUGUUUAGAUAAUAACGGUAAAUGUUCCAAAAAUUAUCCACAAAAAUUUAAUGAUCAAACAAAUAUGGAUGAAGAUGGUUAUCCACAUUAUAAGCGACGAAACACAGGAAGUUAUACACGUCGCGAUGGAUUUACAUAUGACAAUCGAAAUGUUGUACCGCAUAAUAGAUAUCUUUUGAUGGUAUUAAAUUGUCAUAUUAAUGUUGAAGUUGUAACAAGCAUUAAAGCAGUGAAAUAUCUUUAUAAAUAUAUUUAUAAAGGGCAUGAUGCUGCAUCUGUUGUAAUUCAGGAAUCACAAAGCAAUGAAGACCUAGGUGUUAUUGAACACGACGAAAUAAAAAAUUAUGUUGAAACUCGAUAUGUUAGUCCACCCGAAGCAUGUGGACGUAUUUUGAGCAAUCAUUUACAAGGUAAAAGUCAUACAAUCUACCGUCUUCCUGUUCACUUACCAAAUCAACAAACUGUUUUAGUAGAAAAUAUUGAUGAUCCAAAUUCAAUUAGAUCUGCACUGAACCGAUCAACAGAACUCACGGAAUAUUUUAAUAUAAAUAAAAGUGAUGCAGAAGCUAGAAAAUACACUUAUUCGGAAAUGCCAUCACAUUAUGUAUUUAAGAAAGAAAGAGACUCCUCCUUUUGGCAAAAACGCAAAAAGCAAUUUAAUACUUUGGGCCGUAUGUAUUCUGUCAGUCCGUCUCAAAUAGAAUUAUUUCAUUUGAGAUUGUUAUUAAACACAGUAAAAGGAGCAACAAGUUUCGAAGAUUUAAGAACAGUGAAUGGUAUAGUACAUGAGAGUUUUGUUGCAACAUGUUUAACACUAGGCUUAAUUGAGGAUGAUAAUGAGUGGAAAAAUGCUAUGCAUGAGGCAGAAGUUUGGAUGAUGCCUAGACAAUUACGGCACUUAUUUGUCCGAAUUUUGAUACAUUGCCAACCUUUACAUCCAGAAGAAUUAUGGGAAGAAUUUAAAAAUGCAUUAUCUCAAGAUUACUUGAGAACAAUGACUGAGAACUUUGCGCAUAGGAAAGCAUACAUUCAUAUAAAUACGUUACUUGCUGCCGAAAAUUUAAGUAUUUCAAAUUUUCCAACAAUGCCACAAACAGUAGAAACUAUAAAUGACAUUGAAAGCGAAAUAAUGCUUGAACAACAUCAAGCAGUUGGCACUGAACAAUAUCAAAAACUUAAUGAGAGACAAAAAGAAAUUGUAGAUAUCGUUUUAAAUACAGUAAAUAAUGAAGUAGCGAAUGAUAAUAUAUGUCGAUCUUUUUUUAUUGAUGGACCUGGAGGAUCUGGAAAAACAUUUGUUUAUACAACUUUAUACCAUUUAUUAGAAAGUCAAGGGAAAAAAGUUUGUACUAUGGCAUUUACUGGCAUUGCAGCUACCUUACUUCCUUAUGGUAAAACUGUGCACAAAACUUUUAAGUUACCAAUUUUAAUUUACACUGAUUCAUCUCCAACUAUUAAGGCACAAUCUAAAGAGGCAGAAUAUUUAAGAAGUGUUGACGUAUUUUUUUGGGAUGAAGCUCCAAUGGCCCCAAGACAUGCAUUAGAAUUGGUUGACCGCACGUUGAGAGACAUUAUGAAUAAUAAUAAGCCUUUCGGAGGCAAAAUAAUGGUACUUGGAGGUGAUUUUAGACAAUUAUUACCAGUUAAACAAAUGCUAUUCGCAGCGAAUUAG